GGCGCGCGGGAAGCGGCGCGCGCGGCGGCGGGAGCUGGCGGCCCAGCGGCCUGAACGCAUCCCUGCAGCUCUCUCUCCUCAGUCUUUGGAGAACCAACGGGGGCACCCCAACCCCCACCCCCACGCACCACCCCCUGAGGAACUGUGUUUCGCUCCUUGAAGACUCCGGAGGAUGAAAGUCAUCACUUGCGAGAUCGCCUGGCACAACAAGGAGCCGGUGUACAGCCUGGACUUCCAGUAUGGAGCCGCCGGGAGGAUCCACCGGCUGGCCUCCGCGGGGGUGGACACGGCUGUCAGGAUCUGGAAGGUAGAAAAAGGACCAGAUGGAAAGGCCAUCGUUGAAUUUUUGUCCAAUCUUGCUCGUCAUACCAAAGCGGUCAAUGUCGUACGUUUUUCUCCAAAUGGGGAAAUUUUAGCAUCAGGAGGGGACGAUGCUGUCAUUCUGCUCUGGAAGGUGAAUGAUAACAAGGAGCCGGAACAGGUUGCUUUUCAGGAUGAGGAUGAGGCUCAGCUGAACAAGGAGAAUUGGACUGUCGUAAAAACCCUGAGGGGCCACUUAGAAGACGUGUAUGAUAUUUGCUGGGCAACUGACGGGAAUUUAAUGGCUUCUGCCUCUGUGGACAACACGGCCAUCAUGUGGGACGUUAGUAAAGGCCAGAAGAUCUCAAUUUUUAAUGAACAUAAAAGUUACGUACAAGGAGUAACCUGGGAUCCUUUGGGUCAAUAUGUUGCUACCCUGAGCUGUGACAGGAUCCUGAGGGUGUACAGCACGCAGAAGAAACGUGUGGCUUUUAACGUCUCAAAGAUGCUGUCUGGAGUGGGGGCCGAAGGAGAGGCGAGAAGUUAUCGGAUGUUCCACGAUGAUAGCAUGAAGUCGUUCUUCCGUAGACUGAGUUUCACUCCUGAUGGAUCUUUGCUUCUCACACCAGCUGGGUGCGUGGAAUCCGGUGAAAAUGUAACGAACACGACUUACGUAUUCUCCAGGAAAAAUCUUAAAAGGCCCAUUGCCCACCUCCCGUGUCCCGCGAAGGCGACGCUUGCUGUCCGCUGCUGCCCCGUCUACUUCGAGCUGAGGCCAGUGCCAGAAGCAGAACCGGGCAUGGAGCUGAUAAGCCUGCCGUACCGCCUGGUGUUCGCCGUGGCUUCCGAGGACUCGGUGCUUCUGUACGACACCCAGCAGCUGUUCCCAUUCGGCUACGUGUCCAACAUCCAUUACCACACCCUGAGUGAUAUUUCCUGGUCCAGCGAUGGGGCCUUCCUGGCCAUCUCUUCCACGGAUGGUUAUUGCUCCUUUGUGACGUUCGAGAAAGAUGAGCUGGGAAUCCCCCUGAAAGAGAAGCCGGUUCUGAGCGUGCGAACUCCCGAUACAGCGAAGAAAACCAAGGGUCAGACCCCCUCUGGGUCUUCUCCAGGACCCAGGCCGGGGGAGGGGACCCCCACCGGCAGAAUCCAGGACCCCAGCAGCCCCUCCACCACCCCCCCGCAGGCGAAACAGUCUCCGGGCCCCCCAGCGGCCAAGGACACCCCCGCGGUCGCGCUUGGUGCCAGAGGCUCCCCAGCAGGGCCCCCCAAGGAGAAGCCCCUUCAGCCCAGCGGCCAGAACGCCAAGGCCCAGCCGUCCCGGAGGGUCACCCUGAACACCCUGCAGGCCUGGAGCAAGCCCGCACCCCGGAGAAUAAACUUAAUACCCUUAAAGACAGAUUCUCCACUGAACUCCAUAUCAACCCCUAUAACUUCCAGCCCUUCCACAGAGGAAAUUCCAUCAGCCUCAGAGACGCCUGCAGACCCUCAGGUCAGCCCCCCGGAACUGAAGCGGCCCCGACUUGGUGAGCAUGGAGAAGGACCCCGAGUCACGGACCCUCGAUGAGACCUGUCCUGUGCCUGAAGGUGGCUAGCUCUGGGGCCCGCGGAUGCCAGCGAGAGGUGGGCCUGAAGGCAGCUGAGAGCAGCGCCGUCCGUCGGAAGUGGAUUUCUCCAAUGGAAGAUACACGUGGCCUGGUCUUCUCCAGAGAUAUGCCGCCUCUUGUAUUUAGGAUUUGUUUUUACCUCGAAGAUGCGAACAUCUUAAUAGAUUGCAUUUUCAUUUUCUUGAGUUUCUGAGAUGGGAGCCCUGUAUCGUCCGUGGGGUCGCAAAGACUUGGAUACGACUAAGCGCCUUUUACUUUCAGUGUUCCCUGAUGUGAAAAUGAGUGACUCCUGCCUCGGAAUAUUUGUAUGAAAACGCAGACACUUGACGGUGGACUCUCCUACAGCCGGAAUUAGAGGAGUCAGUACUUUGAGAAGGUUUAUUCCAUUGGGUUUUAGUGUGUUGGGUUAUUUGAUCAACUCAGCUUCUAAAUAGUUAAUUAACUUUUGGAAGUUUGUUAUGUUUGCUUUCAGAUUUUAAAGGUAAUAAUGCUGUUUUUAGAAAGAUAGUAAACUAGAGUGAAUUAGGGGGAAAACCGGGGUUGGAGGUGGAAAUCACCCAUCUCCGAAGGAAAUGGAGUGGAAGGAAACCCUUGCUACUGUUUCAGCAUAUUUCCUUUUAAAAAUCUUUUUUUUAUGUUA
Messenger RNA from Capra hircus (goat), 2547 nucleotides. It is a transcript of the gene CHAF1B, whose product is annotated as chromatin assembly factor 1 subunit B. Gene Ontology annotation, cellular component: nucleus; CAF-1 complex. NCBI's taxonomy places the organism in Eukaryota, Metazoa, Chordata, Mammalia, Artiodactyla, Bovidae. The transcript has 14 exons. Gene Ontology annotation, molecular function: protein binding. Gene Ontology annotation, biological process: nucleosome assembly; DNA replication-dependent chromatin assembly. The record is from RefSeq and is a predicted model, not a curated record. The coding region runs from base 173 to 1867 and encodes 564 amino acids.